Messenger RNA from Closterium sp. Naga37s-1, 159 nucleotides. The record is from the annotation of a GenBank genome assembly. Lineage: Eukaryota; Viridiplantae; Streptophyta; Zygnematophyceae; Desmidiales; Closteriaceae.
GUGCUCGAGUGGAACCGCCGCUACCUCACAGUGCUCGCAGUGGCCAACAGACGCCUCUACCAGCUGCGCCUGCAGGUGCCCGAGAGGCUUCUGGAUUCCGAACGGCCUGUGCUGCGGCAAGUCAUGGACUCUUUCCGCGUCUUCAGCGUUGCCGAAUAG